ACUAUUACUAUUUUCAUUUAUGAUGACCGCAAAUUCUUCUCCGUUUUGUUUUCAUUCAAAUUCAUUCAAAUGUCUCUCUCUUAACAAUUUCUAAUCCUCUAUUUUCUCUCUCAACAAUUUCCUCUAUUCAUCGUAUCUCUAGAUUUCAUCAUAGGUUACAUCUCUAACUAAUCACGAUUCUCAAUUCACUUUUCAGAAUUUUACCGUUCAAUUCAGCACCGGCACCCUGCGUGCCCUACAAUUUCUUUUUUAUUUCCGACUAAGCAGUUUCAUUAUAAUUUGAUGUAGGUAAUAAUCGCUUUUUGUUUCAUAUAUCACAUGAUUUAGGAAUACGGUAUAAUUCAAUAAUAUAAAUAAAUCUUAAUUUUUCAUUUGAUAAGCUAGUUGAGAGGUGGUAUUUGAUUCAUGGCACUCUAUCAUAUAUAAUUCAUAUGUGAAUGCUACGGUCUUCUGUGGAUCAAUGUAAAAAGUCACCGAAAACUCUAAAGAUAAUCAAUGACACACUUCUUGUAUCGGUCCUCUUCAUUUUUACGGUUGGAACAAUGACUUCAUCAAAGUUAAUUCGAUAAAAUUAAGGAAAAAAUGAACGUGUCUCUCAAAACUCAACUCGUCGAAUCAACACCAACCAGGUCACCGUCUAAGAAGUAUAGACGGGGGAGGACUGAUAACUUAUACACAUGAGGAGCAUCGUCAAUUCUUAUUAUUGAAGUGAUUUUUAAGCACGAUCUACGGUGGACUAGAAUUUUCCAUAAUUCACAUCUCUACUUAUAAUUCUUUAUUUUAUGAAUACUUUGUUUCUGCAUACUGCGUCAAGCAAGUUGUAGGUUUGGCAAACAAGUUGAAACAAAUGAGUUUCGAAAUGCUAGAUCUGGGAAUUUCAAUUUUGAGGUUACUCACGAGUUCCGAUGCUUCAAUUGCAUCUAUUUUUGGAUGGCUGAUCACUGGAUCAUUUGGACUUGUGGCUGUCAUGUACGCUGUUCUCAAGUGGCAGCGAAGAUCAUCUUUGAAUUGGAUUAAAGAUGCGGCCAGGGAAAAGAAGAAAGUCUGGAAAAAGUUUAAAGUACCUCUAUCGGAACAUUUGUGGGUUGAAGAUUUUACGUAUGGGGAACAGCCAUCAACUUGUUGUUUCUGCUUGACUUCCCUACGGCCUUCUCAAAAUUUAGGUGCAACAGCUUCACCACGUACUCCUCUCCAUCGUUGCUCAGUUUGUGGUGUCGCAGCUCAUUUCCUUUGUUCUCCGUAUGCUGCAAAGGAUUGCAAAUGUGUGGCUCAGGCUGGUUUUAGUCAUAUUAGACACCACUGGUCAGAAAGAUGGAUUAACGUGGAUGAAAAUCAUGAGAUGUCUGCCUUCUGCUUUUAUUGUGACGAACCGUGUGGUGUCCCAUUUGUCAAAUCCUCUCCUACAUGGCAUUGCCGUUGGUGUCAACGCCUCAUUCAUGUGAAAUGUCAUAACAAAUUGACCAAAGACUCUGGUGAUUUUUGUGAUUUGGGUUCUUUGAGACCAAUCAUUCUCUCUCCUCUCUGUGUCAAAGAAGUUGAUGAAGAUCAAAAGAGAGGAAAACUAAGUUCUAUUAUAACCUCUUCCGUUCGCGGUCAGAUUAGAAAGCGGCGCAACCAUAGUAAAAAUGGAGGUGCUUGUCAUGCUAAUGGUAAGUCACGAGGUUCCAACAUUGCUGAUGCUACAUUAUUAGAAUAUGUGUUGAAUGGUCUCCACCGGAACAAGUACAAUGAUGGGAAGUUCUUUGACCCCACAAACAAUGGUAGAGUAUUAGGAAAUGGUUUAACUGUUACCCCUAGCCAAAGCAAGAAAUACACAUUGGUUGAUUUGGCAAAUGAUGCAAGGCCACUUUUGGUCUUUAUCAAUACCAGAAGUGGUGGGCAGCUUGGGCCUUCUCUUCACAGAAGGUUGAAUAUGCUACUAAAUCCUGUUCAGGUCUUUGUAUUGAGUGCUUCUCAAGGUCCUGAGGUAGGCCUGGAAUUGUUCAAAAGUGUACCAUAUUUUAGAGUAUUGGUAUGUGGUGGGGAUGGCACUGUUGCAUGGGUCCUUGAUGCUAUAGAAAAACACAAUUUUGAGUCACCUCCGCCAGUUGCAAUUAUUCCCCUAGGCACUGGAAAUGAUUUGUCCAGGGUACUGAAUUGGGGAAGAGGCUUCUCUGCACUUGAUGGACAAGGCGGGUUGACCAUGCUUUUGCAUGACAUUAGCAAUGCAGCAGUUACUAUGCUAGAUCGUUGGGAAGUUAAACUUGCAGAAGAAAACUCUGAAGGAAAACUUCAAAUAGUGAAAACUAAAUCCAUGAUGAACUACCUAGGCAUUGGAUGUGAUGCAAAGGUCGCAUAUGAAUUUCAUGUUACACGAGAGAUAAAUCCUGAAAAAUUUAGUAGUCAGUUUUUCAAUAAAUUACGAUAUGCGAAAGAAGGAGCGAGAGACAUUAUGGACAGAACUUGUGCUGACUUACCAUGGCAAGUAUGGCUUGAAGUUGAUGGGAGAGACAUUGAAAUCCCCAAGGAUUCGGAGGGCUUAAUUGUGCUUAAUAUUGGGAGCUACAUGGGUGGAGUAGAUCUUUGGCAAAACGAAUACGAGCAUGAUGAUGAUGAUUUUAGUCUUCAAUCCAUGCAUGAUAAGAUGCUUGAGGUAGUAUGUGUUUGUGGAGCAUGGCACCUAGGAAAACUUCAGGUCGGACUUUCACAAGCAAGAAGACUAGCUCAAGGUAAAGUUAUCAAGAUACACUCUUCCAGUCCUUUCCCAGUUCAAAUAGACGGAGAGCCAUUUAUCCUACAACCAGGCUACAUAGAGUUAACUCAUCGUGGGCAGGUAUUCAUGUUGAGGAGGACUUCAGAAGACGAGCCUAAAGGGCAAGCAGCUGCUAUAAUGACAGAGGUAUUAUUAGAAGCCGAGUGCAAGGGCAUUAUUAAUACAUCUCAGAGAAAAGUUCUUCUCAAGGACAUAGCCAUCCAUCUUUCUUAAGACCCGUUUCUCGUUCAGCCAGCUUAAAUAGUUGCCCAUACUUGGGUUUUUGAGCUCUAGUCCUUUUUCAUAGGACAAUUUUUGAUUAUUUCGAAAAAAAAAUAUAGAGAAAGAUAUAGUUCUACACUUCCACGUUCUACUUCCACGAAGCAGCUAAUAUAAGAGAGUGAAAACUGUUGCAUCUAACAACACCCUACGCUGUGUAUAUUGCAAUCCAGCGUACGUUUUCUUCUUCACAUCUUUUGUAGUUGUACUACCACCAUCCAAAAAUGUAGAGGAAAAAAACAUUUGAUAUCCAUAUGUUCGUGGGUCUUUUUUUUUUUUUAAACUAGCUUGAUAAAAAGAUUUUUGAUCAGAAAAAGUUGUGUUUUUAAUUUGAUAUUUUUUUGUUAAAAUACUUUUUACUUUUCUCUCUUGACACGGUAUCUUGAGUAUACAGUUACCCUAAAAUCAUUCUUGUGGUUUUUCUGUUUGCUAUUACAAUGGCAUGUCAAGUACUAGCAUAUUCUACAUGUAAUUGUAACUAUUAUAGAGGUGGUAUAAAGGGCAAAUGAAUGUUGAAAUUGAAGACAUUUGUGAUAGGAGUGUUUUAUGGAUAUGAGGUAACUUGCAAACCGAGUCAUCCAAAUUAAUUAUAUCCGCAUUUUGAUUCAACUUAUUCAAGUUCGGAUUGAACUGAAAUCAACUCAUUUAAACUUAAUGAUAUUUGAUUCGUGUA
Messenger RNA from Cicer arietinum (chickpea), 3683 nucleotides. Lineage: Eukaryota; Viridiplantae; Streptophyta; Magnoliopsida; Fabales; Fabaceae. The record is from RefSeq and is a predicted model, not a curated record.